Molecule: messenger RNA, 525 nt
Organism: Seminavis robusta
Lineage: Eukaryota; Bacillariophyta; Bacillariophyceae; Naviculales; Naviculaceae
Source: the annotation of a GenBank genome assembly
AUGAGUUCCCCUCCCAAGAGCCCCAAGAGUCCCAAGAGACCAGCUCCCAUUCACCAUGGCAAGAAGCAGAGAUCAAUAUUUGAGCCUGGAGAUAUUGCAGAGCUCAAGCGCAAACAGGAGAUUGAACAGCGUAAACGGCAAGAGGAAGAAGCCGCCUUGGCAGCAGCCAAGGUGAAAAAAGAACGAGCGGAUUCGUACCGAGACGGUCUGUAUGGACAGCGCCAAAAAAUCAUGGGCGGCCGGGAAGAAGACUACGAUGACGAAGAGGAAGAGCACCACCAUGGAGUACUACACGGAAUCAAAAAAAUUAUUGGCGUGCAGUCUGACUCGGACGAGGAGGAGGAGGAAGAGCACCACGGAGUACUGGAAGGAAUCAAAAAUAUGCUUCACUUGGAAAAAGAUCCAUACGCCGACACUUACGAACCCGCAGUUUCAGCCAAUGAAAUACCCACGACGUUUGGAGCCAUGGCAGUAGGAGUUACCCUAGCUGGAAUGUUGGGUGGUGGUGAUGACAAGAAGAGUUAA